Molecule: messenger RNA, 2168 nt
Organism: Columba livia (rock pigeon)
Lineage: Eukaryota; Metazoa; Chordata; Aves; Columbiformes; Columbidae
Product: cytochrome c oxidase assembly protein COX16 homolog, mitochondrial
Exons: 4
Coding region: 150-467 (105 amino acids)
Biological process (GO): mitochondrial respiratory chain complex IV assembly
Cellular component (GO): mitochondrial inner membrane
Source: RefSeq, a predicted model, not a curated record
GCGCAGGACACCGACACCACAGCGGAACCAGCUUCCCCGGGCGCGUUGCCGCUGGGGCUGCUGUGGCGGUGGGACCCGCGCCCUGCCGGAAGCGCUGAGGCCGGGCCGGAGGCGGGAGGCGCUGCCGGAGCCUAUGGGGAGGGAGGGGGAUGAAGCGGCUGCGGAAACUGUGGCGGGGCCGCACCAUGACCUUCGGGGUCCCCCUGUUGCUGUAUCUUGUUGGAGGAUCUUUUGGACUUCGUGAAUUUGCUCAAAUAAGAUAUGAUGUCCACAAACUACAUGGCAAGGUUGAUCCAGCUUUGAAAGAAAAAUUAAAACAGAACACUGUAACACUGGAAUCUGAAUAUGAGAAGCUGAAAGGGGCUGACUUGGAUAACUGGGAGAACAUUAGAGGACCUCGUCUGUGGGAAGAUUCCAGGACUGUUCAGCAGCAGCGGCGGGAGGCUGCCCGUCUCAAGAGAGAGUGACUGAGGAAGCCUACUUUGCAUCUGCAAAAAAACCAAUAUAUUCUCAGGCUGGACUGUCUUAUUUUAAUCCAGUGUCAGGAACAGACAUGGGAGGGGAGAUUGUGCUGAGCAAUUAAUGCCCAGUAUAUAUAAGUAAUAACUGUGAGAUCAAUCCAAAAGGCACUGUAUUAUAUGAAGCUCUUUGUUUGCAUCCAUUUGCACAGAGUUCCACGGGCUGUAUAUAUGAAUUCUCAAUUAAAAAAGUAGCUGAUUAUUCUACGGAGAAUAUCCCAUUGUUUUUCAAUCCCUAUCUUUCAAAAUGGAGAUGCUUCAGCAAGGAAUAACAUUUCAGGAGUCAUUUGUCAGUACCAGAAGUUGUUGUCCUAAUGAGAACAACAGUGCUGUCAUCUAGAUGUGUGUGACUGGAUAAAUGCUGCCUCAGGGAGCCCCGUCAUAACGUCAGUUCCUUAAGAUUGGAAGGCGUAUCAGCUUUUCAGAACAGCGAGUCCAUUUUUGGCUAAAUAAUAUUCUUGUGUUUCAUUUCCAGGAACUGGGCUGUAGAGGGGCAUGUACAGAACGUCAGCUGGUGAUUGAUCAAAAGCCAUUCUUUUAGCUGUGGUUAGAUUUUUGUGAUCAGUUUAUUGAUACCUUAAUGCAGGCAGGACCUUUAAACUGGAACUUCUCAGUUUAAUUUGGAAAAAUUCUUCCUCACUGAGAGCUGUGCUGUUUCUCUGUGAGCAAGAAGUAUAGCAGAAUUUUCUUGAACCACAAUAUAUGGCAAAGCUCAUCCUGCAUGUAUUAUUACAUGCGUAUUUGUGCAUGUGCACAGAAGUUUUUUGUCUUUUGUUGAAUUCUUCUGAAAUUCUCGUCUUUUAAUAUUGGUCUUCAUGUGCUAGAUGUUUGCUGUUAGAGCAAACCACACUAACAAACAUUCAGGACCCUUCUGCUGAGACAGUUCAAUGAAGGAACAUCUAGUCAGUUUUUCAAAUGAAAUGAAGCUUCUGAUUAAGGUGUUACAACAGACUUGUAAAACACCUCUUCAGGGAAGUGGAGUAGUAGAGAACAGGUUAACAAACAAAAACAGACAAAACCCACGACAAUAACUUUUGGCAGGUACAGAAGCUGUACUUUUCAUAAAAUGGGGAGAGCUAUUUCAGCCAUGCACUUGGACAAUGGCUUCAUGUUUUAUGCUGUGCUUUUCUUAGCCAUUGAAUUGCAAAUAAUACUUACAAAGGCAUGUUGAGAGUGAAUUAAAGUUGUCAUGCGUCCUAAAGUAGAAGGUGCUCCAGAAAUGUGGAGAAUUAUAGUUUACAACACCGGCUACUUAAACUAUCCUUUUGAAAGCCAUGUUACUUAUUUAUCUGUAAGGCACCUGGGGACAACCUUGUUGAAUUCUGGAAUUGUUAUUCUAAGUAUCUGUGGCUGAGGGGGUCAGAGGUAAUUGAAUGCAAUUGUCAGUCUGAGACACUGAUUGACGUUUUUGCAUCCUCUUCGGUAACUGGCAUAUACCAGUCUGAGGGGAAUGAAAACAAGGCUUUAGUGAGACGUGUGAGGUAUUAAGGGGUAAAAGAGAGGACUAAAAAAGCCAGAUCUUCUAGUCAGUGUUGCUGAAAUUAGAAGUAAGGAAGUCUGGCUAGGUGUCUGUGUGUACGUGGACUGAAAAAUCAGUUUCAAAAUCCCUAUUUUGACAAUAAAGGAGAAAGUGUUUAUCUCUCAAAGAAA